UGUGUUUAUAAGAUUUAAUUAAAUAAUUUUCUCCAUGCUUAUCGGUGUUUACGGAAAUACACUUUGUACACAACAAUUAUCUUUACUUUUUGGAUGGUCAAUUUUAAAUAAUCCGAUAGAGUAUUUACGUGGAUAUUCGAGAAGAAACAGAGCACUUGGUGGUGAGAGACAUAACUCAGCUGAUCUUGAUUUUGAUUUCAUAGAUGAUGAUGAUGAUGAUGGUGAUCUUGGAAAUAGUAAUCCCACUUGUGAUAAUUUCGACGAUAAUCUCAGCGAUGAAAAUUAUUACCCACAUGACGAUCCAGGUGAUGAUGAUCCAGAUAAUGACGAUGAUCCGGAAGGUGAUGAUGGACAAGAAGAUGAGGAUGAUUCAGGAAAUGAUGAUCAAGAUGAUGAUGAUGAUUUGGACGUUAAUUCUGACGGAGAUAUUGAGAAUGACAUGCCCAAUUUUGUUGACGAUGUUCCUGAUAAUCCACAGAAGGAAGUACUUGGGAAACUACUUACGCAAAGUAAACUCUAUAAUAUUUGAAGAAGCCGGUUUUCGUCUUACAGACCCCAUUUCAAUUGAGGAUACUAUUAAUAACAUCGAUUGUACUCAAGGAUUGAACACUAUUAACAAUCAAAAUAAAUAUUUUGAAAAAAAAUUUGGAGUUGUGCAACCAUACAGAGUAAAAUUAAGCAGAAAUUUUGCACCUUUUCUUAGCGCUACUAAUGAAGGAGGUCAGAAAUUGAAAUUAAAAAUUUACGAGUUCAUACAUAUUCCUAUAGGAAGUGUUGUAAAACAGUGGAUGUCAAACGAAACUUUAAAUAAUAUUCUUUGCUUAAGAAAAAAAUGCACAGAUGAUGUGUUAGUAUCCUAUGCAGAUGGUCGUCAAUGUUUGGAACAUCCUUAUCGAUUAAAACAUCCUAAAUCAUUGCUUUUAAAAUUAUAUUAUGACGAGGUAGACAUGUGCGAUGUUGCAGGUUCGAAAUCCAGUGGAGAACAAAAAUUUGGCAUGUUUUAUUGGAUGUUCGAAGAUAUGUCUCCAGCUUUUAGUUCUCUCACUAAAUAUUAGAGGUGUGCAAAAAGCUCGAAUAGCAUGGUCGAGCUCGAGCCGGUCUCGAUACUCGAGCCAGGCUCGAGUUUUAGUUACUCAAAAAUGUUUGAGUGCUCGAAAUUAUUUUAGGUUUAAUACUGCACGUGUCGGAUGGAAUUUGGUUCAAGUUUGGAUUGAUUCUGCUCAGCUCUGCUAGAAAAACGAAAAGCUUGAAAUACUCGAUCGAGCUUUUUGCACAACUCUACUAAAUAUAUUAAUUUAACUGCAAUCGUUCGAAAUUCUACUGUUAAAAAGUAUGG
Messenger RNA from Leptopilina heterotoma, 1336 nucleotides. Its product is annotated as prostatic spermine-binding protein-like. The record is from RefSeq and is a predicted model, not a curated record. Bases 35 to 529 code for a protein of 164 amino acids. Lineage: Eukaryota; Metazoa; Arthropoda; Insecta; Hymenoptera; Figitidae. The transcript is spliced from 3 exons.